Molecule: messenger RNA, 1024 nt
Organism: Pocillopora meandrina
Lineage: Eukaryota; Metazoa; Cnidaria; Anthozoa; Scleractinia; Pocilloporidae
Source: the annotation of a GenBank genome assembly
AUGGACGCGAAAAUCAUGAUAGUUAGUCCUGAUGAACAACAGGAAGUCGCUGUGCAAGACAGAGAGCAGCAUGGAACGAACACGGACGAAAAGGUGUCAAAGAACGUGGACGUCAACAAAAGAGAAUUGCACUUCGUUUUUCGGGCAAUAACUUUCCCCACAGUAGAAAGCAAAGGAGAAAUUGUCAGUGAGUCUUUCGUCAGCGUGGAAGCUUCAUCAGUUGGAGAAAACAGCUGUCGGCGUUUCCGUUGGCCCAACACAACUUGGCCAACUUGGAACAAUCAACAGCCAGCGCAUGAAGGCUUACACCGUGAUGAAAACAGAAGAGAUGAACAGAAGAGUAAGUUGUACGCCAAGGAACAUUCAAGAAGCAAAAAGAGAGUGCAAUUUGAUGAAGCUGUGUAUGUAUUUUCUGAGCUAAAAAACUAGUUGGUCAGAGGCUUGAGCCCUGAGGAUUCAAAAGUUUCGUAUCAGUUUAUUCUUGUCUUUAUAGUGAUCUAAUACGUUCCUGUCUCUUGAGUAUGUUUAAGAAGGCCGUUCAGUUCUCUUCACUGAUCUAUUUGUAAUGCAAAUAACGGUACAGAUGGAUUUACUUAAGUCUGGUUAAAUUUCCAAGACUUCCUGUAAAAUUUAUGCUUUUGGAAAUAGUUUUGAAAUCUGGAUUGCGCAGUCGUUUCUGUUUUUUGAAUUCAGGUUUAUUCCACUAAUUGCCAAUUUCGUUCAUGGAAAGUUAGUGUCGAUAUGAUAAUUAUUACUCUUGUCUAAGCCAAGAAUGAUUUGUAAAAUCUUUCCGAAACUUGACUCGAUUCGCAAAGUCUUGAAAUUGAAUACUGGAAACACGGUUGCAAUGAUAUCAUUUUGGCAUGAUGUAGUUACAGAAUGCGCUCUCAAUCUUAGUUCUUAAAGCUUGGUCUUUACAUUCCAAUAAAUAUAAUGAUAGGGCGAAACAACGAGCUGGCAACCGUGGAGAGCUUUUUCCAAUUGUUUUUCUUUUCAGUACAAAAAGGAUCUGGGGCCAGCUUAG